GAACCCUGCCAACACAUAGCCGUUGCGCUUGCAAUCCCCUCUGUGUUUUUCAACAAAAUGGCUGAUUUAGGGGAUGAUACCGGAGCGAGAGCCUUACUCGCCCUCAAAUCUGCGCCUUGUAGCCCGGUGGCCGUGUCUAUCCCGCCCGUGUACACGCUCUCCUCCUCGACUUCGCCCGGGAUCACAUCAUCCAUGCCCCUCUCCUCUCCGUCGCAGGCCCUCGCCCGCCUGGAAGGCAGGGACUUCGAGUUCGUUAUGCGCCAGCGGACGGUCACCGUGGGCCGGAAUUCCUCGCACGGCUCCGUGGAUGUCAACAUGGGCCACUCGAGCUUCAUUUCCAGGCGACAUCUGCAAAUCGCCUUCGAGGAGCCGCAUUUCUACCUGCGCUGCCUCGGCAAGAACGGUGUGUUCGUCGACGGCGUUUUCCAGAGGAGAGGCGCACCCCCGCUUGCCCUGCCGAGGGAGUGCACAUUUCGAUUUCCCAGUACGGUGAUCAAGAUUCAGUUUACCUCGCUCUACCAUAAAGAGACACAAAAGGAGGAGGCUCCUGUAUCCCCUGUGAGACCUCUUUACCCUCAAAUCUCUCCGCUGAAAAUCACCAUUCCCGACAACGACUUCAAAACUAUGAUGAGUCCCCUGCCUUCACCGACAGGAACUAUUAGUGUUCCCAAUUCCUGCCCAGCAAGUCCUCGAGGAGCAGGUUCCUCGGGUUACCGAUACGGCCGCAACAUCACCUCAGAUCUCCAGCUGGCAGCGGAAUAUGCAGCCAAAGCUGUAUCAGAACAGCGCACUGAAGCCACGGGAGGAGAUAGUCCUAAAGAUGAGUCCAAACCCCCAUAUUCAUACGCUCAGCUGAUAGUCCAGGCCAUCUCGUCUGCACAGGACAGACAGCUAACACUAAGUGGCAUUUACGCUCACAUCACCAAGCAUUAUCCUUACUACAGGACGGCCGACAAGGGCUGGCAGAACUCAAUCAGACACAACCUGUCUCUGAACCGCUACUUUAUUAAAGUGCCGCGCUCGCAAGAAGAGCCUGGCAAAGGUUCAUUCUGGCGUGUGGACCCGUCAUCUGAGGCCAAGUUGGUGGAGCAGGCCUUUAGAAAGCGCCGUCAGAGAGGAGUGUCCUGUUUCCGCACCCCCUUCGGCCCCCUGUCCUCCAGGAGCGCUCCAGCUUCUCCCACUCACUCCGGCCUCCUCUCUCCACACUCGAGUGGCCUUCAGACCCCUGAGUGUCUCUCCCGGGAAGGAUCCCCAGUGUCUCAUGAGCAUGACUUUGGUUCUAAGCUUGCCUCUGUGCCUGAGUACCGAUACUCCCAGAGUGCACCAGGCUCUCCAGUGAGCGCUCAGCCAGUAAUCAUGGCUGUACCAUCUCAGUCCUCAGCCGCGAUAUCCAAACCUGUGGCUUACAUGCCCUCCAUCAUCAGCUCCUCCCAGGCCUCUGGUCAGGCCAUCCAUGUGGUGCAGCAGGCGCCAGCUGUCACCAUGGUCCGUGUAGUGACCACCUCAACCAGCUCCCCUAAUGGCUACAUUCUGGCCAACACCUCCUCCUCAGGCCCUGGAGACCUACAUGGAGAUCCAAGAGGUGCAUUAGAUGAGAUGCCAUUGGUUGGCAGCCGAGUGAUUCAGGCUGUAGGGAGUCACAUAGCCUCAGCCAAUAGGGGGCAGCAGAGCUACACUGUUGUCCAGCAGAGCGCCAUUCACCAUCUCCCCGUGCAGACCAUUGCUCAGAAUGGCAAACAUGCUCUUCCUGUCACCAGCAUACCAACCAGUGCUUAUGCUCUGACCAACCCUCUCCAGAUCCUGGCUGCCCAGGCCUCAACAUCCCCACCCGUGCUGGUCAACAGACCCUCCAGCAUGGAAACUGACGAGUCCAGCAUCGACGAGCCCGAGCCCAAGCGGCCCAAAAAGGAGGAGGACUGUGUGGCUCCGGUCCCUCAGCCUGUUAUUGUUGCAAUGAACCAGGAAGCCAGCGAAUGAAAGCGUGAGUGAGCCAAUGAGCGGAUGACGGAUCUUAACAGCACAUCUCACAAUAUCCUCAAACAUAUUGAGGGCAAUGUGUUGGGCUUUCUUUAAAAACCUGAACUUCAACGUUUUGUAAACGCCCCACACGGGCACCUGAUCGAAUGUCUUUGUAAGAAGAGCUUGUUUCAUGGGAUAGAUUCAUCAAGCUACAUCUGGCAGCAUUAAAUUCAGUGCUCACACUGUUUUAAUUUUGUAGGGGUUUUUAAAUCUUGUAAGAAUGUUUGAAAGAAGAGGUACAUGUGCUUAAAGACACCAGCUAGGCAUGUGAACUUGUGUUUUCCUCACAAGUUACAGCUGAGAGAGCGAAAGACGGAGAGAGUUCAUUCGGGAUGGGGUGGGACCAAUACCUAUGCAGCUAUUAAAGUCCGAGACCACGAGUCUCUCUGAAUUGAAGCAGUAUAAUAAAAA
This is a messenger RNA of Danio rerio (zebrafish), 2430 nucleotides long. It is a transcript of the gene foxk1, whose product is annotated as forkhead box K1. Gene Ontology annotation, molecular function: sequence-specific DNA binding; DNA-binding transcription factor activity; DNA binding. The record is from RefSeq and is marked provisional. Gene Ontology annotation, biological process: heart jogging; heart looping; regulation of DNA-templated transcription. Gene Ontology annotation, cellular component: nucleus. NCBI's taxonomy places the organism in Eukaryota, Metazoa, Chordata, Actinopteri, Cypriniformes, Danionidae.